This is a messenger RNA of Penicillium argentinense, 1158 nucleotides long. RefSeq names its product DNA-directed RNA polymerase I subunit RPA43. The transcript has a single exon. Gene Ontology annotation, biological process: DNA-templated transcription initiation. The record is from RefSeq and is a predicted model, not a curated record. Gene Ontology annotation, cellular component: RNA polymerase I complex. NCBI's taxonomy places the organism in Eukaryota, Fungi, Ascomycota, Eurotiomycetes, Eurotiales, Aspergillaceae. Bases 1 to 1158 code for a protein of 385 amino acids.
AUGGCCGUCGACGCAAUGGACCUCGACACCUCGCCACGGGCGACGAACGACGCAGAGCGCAAACGCAAGCACAAGAAGCACGACAAGCACGACGCCUCGCCAUCGAAGAAGCGCAAGUCCAGCUCAAAGGAGAAGAAAUCUUCCAAAAUCGAUGUUAGGGAUGACUCGCCAUUCUCCCUGACGACAGCUACGCUGUACCUCCCGCUGUCGCCCAUUUCCAUCUCGCCGACGCACGCCCUGGCCUCGUUGCUUGCAGAGCACCUCUCCCCGCUGCUCUUGACCUACUACCCGCCGCUGAAGGGAAUUGUGAUGGCCUAUUCGAAUGCCUCGAUCUCCAGUUCUCCUCCUUCCUCGAAUAAGCGCGAUUCGUCCGAUCUGAAUCCCCAGCCGCUGACCCUUGCUCGCACAGCGGACGAGUACGGCGUCCUCUUCGUCUAUUUGACAGCCACCUUCCUCGUCUUCCGUCCGCAGCGCGGACAGAUCUUGGACGGCCUGGUCAACGUGCAAUCGGAGGGUUUUCUCGGCGCCGUCGUCUUCAAUUUGUUCUCUGUCGGUAUCGAGCGCAAGCGUCUGCCGACGAAUUGGCGGUGGGUACCACCCGGCGAAGAAGAUGUGUCGACCGUGAAGGACACCACGACGGACGACGAGUCGGGGGCGGAAGGUGCGCCUGCGAGCUUUGAUGCGGAGAAGGAGCACUUUAAGCCUGCGGCUGUGGCGGAUGAGCUGGACCUUGAAGAAGGGGAGGACGGCGAGGGGGCCACUGGUCAUUUCCAAUCUGUUUCGGGUCACCGGGUGCGUGGGAGUGUUCGGUUCCGUGUUGUUGAUAUUGAUAUUAUCCCUGGGUUGGAGCGGAGUCAGGGAUUUUUGAGCAUUGAGGGGACGAUGUUGGAGCCGGAGGAGGAGGAGAAGCUUCUCAGGGAGGAGCAGCAGGGUCAGUCGCUGCCGUUCCAUUUUGCGGCUGCGGCGCGGCCGAGGAAGAUGCAGCGGGUUGUCCCGGUUUCGGUGGAGCCGGCUGAGGUGGUUUCUGUUGUUGAUGUUCCACUAGAAGAGGAGAAGCCGAAGAAGGAGAAGAAGGAAAAGAAGGAGAAGAAGGACAAGAAGGAGAAGAAAGAUAAAAAGGAUAAGAAGGAGAAGAAGGAAAAGAAGAGCAAGGAGUAG